Molecule: messenger RNA, 3894 nt
Organism: Haliotis rubra (blacklip abalone)
Lineage: Eukaryota; Metazoa; Mollusca; Gastropoda; Lepetellida; Haliotidae
Product: hormone receptor 4-like
Exons: 6
Coding region: 1190-2968 (592 amino acids)
Biological process (GO): regulation of DNA-templated transcription
Molecular function (GO): zinc ion binding; DNA-binding transcription factor activity; sequence-specific DNA binding
Source: RefSeq, a predicted model, not a curated record
AGUCGGUACCUACCUGUCUUUCAUGGCGGACUUUACUGGGCGCUAGGGUUAUCGCUAUAAACAAUUAACUAGAAUGUUAAUUAAUCAAGACAAUUAGCGAAGUGUCUCUGCGAUAAAGUUGAGGAUUCCUAUGGGAACUAGUGAAGCUUCAGCUGGCGAUCUUAACUCGAAUUUUCAAUGCCUUUACUUAGUAAGUGGACACCAUUUUUGUUAUUUUCGGAGACCUUUGAUAUUUUUAAACCGCAAACAGGUAUCAUUUUGUUCAAUAAAUUUCACUAUAUAGCUGAAAAAUUAUCUAUAUAACUUAAAUGGUAACUCAUUUUUUGUUUUAAGCAUUAUAGAUUUUGUCGUAAUUCAAUGUCUCGACAUCCAGUCCAAAUGAUCGUAUCCCUUUUUUGUAUGUAUGGAUGCAGUUUUCGUGAAGUCUGUUAAGCGCUGCUAGGCUCAGAAAUACCUGUGUUAAGUGGGUACUGAUGUCAUCAGUAGGGUAACAGGGUACCUGCUUACUGAAACUACUUUCUGUUUCGCCUUCUUACCAUGGCCACGACGGAGGAAACGUCUCCAGAGGCAACUGACAACGCAACAACAUCGUCGACGAAGAUACAGAUGACAGCCUUUGUAUCAAGCAGAUAUCAUCUCCCAAUGGAGACGAGUGGAUGUGACAAGUCCUUGUACCGAGCACCCAGCAUGUUCCGAGAUUUCAAACUCAAGAGGAAGCGUGUUCAGGACAUUUUUGGAAGCGACACUGAUUCUGGAACACACAACAUAAAACUGAACGAGUCGAGCGACUGUGACCGUCAGAGUGACGUGAGCAGUGAAAGUGUAGACAGUGCCUAUAUAUCUGAUCGUGCCAGUGACACCAGUGACAGACGCAGCAUUGAUGAACCACCACUGAAAGCAUGCCGAACAUCUGAAGAUGACAGUGCAAGAAAGUUUGAUCACUUCACGCAGCAGAUUAAGAACUCUGAACCAGGCGGGAACAACAAGAACGUGCCGAUGGGAAUGACAUAUUUUGGUUUUCCGCCAGCGUAUGUGAACAUGUUGCAAAAUCAUGGGGUAUCCCAGGUACCAGGACUUGUCCCCACUGGGAUGAGAUUCAUCCCGGUCAUGGGCACCAUGCCGGGGUUGAUGCCGCAUCGCUGCCCAACAUGUCAACUCCUAUGUUUGUUGCAGCCCCCCUACUGGGUUCAUGUUUUCAAGCAGUGGGACGAUGAUGGAUAAAAAUGUGCCACUAUUCAACCUCCCAACCAGCAGUGGAAGCCACAUAAACCCAGUAUCUGGAUCCAGCCCACAAAAGCUGGACAGUUCAAGUAACUUCAAAUCUUCAAAGGCAACAGGGAAUGAAAAGUUCUGCAAGGAACAAGACUUUAUUGCUCAUUAUACGAACGGCAAGUUUGUAUAUAGCGGUCACUUGGCUGAAAAGGACAUUCGCCCAAAUGACCGCUCGACAGACCAGUCAGAGCACAAAGACUAUGAUUCUGAUCCAGAAGAACAAAUGAUCUGUGCCAUUUGUAAUGACAGGGCGACAGGUCUGCACUAUGGAAUCAUCACAUGUGAAGGAUGCAAGGGUUUCUUCAAGCGGACAGUCCAGAACAAGAGGGUGUACACCUGUGUGUCUGACGGCGACUGUGAAAUCAACAAGGCUCAGCGGAACCGCUGUCAGUAUUGUCGCUUCAAGAAAUGUCUCCAGAUGGGCAUGGUUCUAGCAGCUGUGCGAGAAGACCGAAUGCCAGGUGGUAGAAACUCAGGAGCAGUGUACAACCUCUACAAGGUAAAGUACAAGAAACAUAAGCGGCGUGAUGCAAGUGGGCGAAUGUACAAGCAAAGAGUGGCACAGAUCAAGGUGAAUUGCGAUGGUCAAAUCGCCACAGAGGCAGUUACCGGGAGUUACAAGGAACCGAUAAACUGGCCAGCUGUUGCCAAGAGAUCUCAGAACAUGCCACUCAAUCAGACUCACUCUGUGAAAAACUCACAAGCUCUUGUGAUGAGAAAUGCCAUACCGCCGAUGACGAUAAAAGAAAACAUGCACAUGUUCCCAGGAAGUGAAAUGUACGAUCGGAGAAGUGACACACAGCUCCGCAUUCUGAAUACGCAAGUCCAUACUGACACUGAGUCUCGCAUGAGUGUUGAUGAUAGCAGUCACACGCAUGGUGAUGAGCGAUCGUUCAUGGACUCCCCAGGUUCCUACCAGAGCACAGCUCUGUUGUCCCCCGUGUCCAACACGUCGUCAACGUCAUACCAAGCUCUCAGCCCUAACAGCAAUCCUGACUCAGAACAUCUCAUAGAUGAACUCAUGCAUGUUGACUCUUUACUGGGCAUUGCGGAAUCGUAUCGCAUCGACCAGUUCGCAGGCAGCGAGGACUCCGUAGCUCAGACCUUGUGUAAAAUCGGGGACGAUAUUGUUGUGAAGCUGGUCCAAUGGAUCAGACAGCUGCCAUUCUAUAGGGAAAUCCCUGUGGAUGUUCAGUCUCAGAUUCUAACCAACAAAUGGCAUGAGCUUCUGCUCCUGAUAAUGACAGCGUACGGAGCCGUGAAUACAAAGCCCGAAGAUGAGACUCCAUCGUACAAUGACCUGUACCAACGUAACAUGCAGAAAAUGCAGUGGUAUCUGAACAACACUUUUGGGAAGUCGUUCUCCAUCGACCAGCUGCAUUCCGAGAUUGGCGACGUGAUGGAGAAGGUGACCCACAUCAUGUCAUCAUUCUACCAGAUGUCACUGUCACUCCAGGAAUAUGUGUGCCUGCAGAUCAUCCUUCUGUUAAAUCACAAUGAUGCAAAUCCCAGUCAGGUUAUGGAGAAGGUGCAGGACCGCUACAUGACCGGGCUGCAGACGUACGUCUACACACAUUAUCCCAACGAACCAAACCGCUUCGGGGAGCUGUUGCUGCAGUUGCCACAGAUACAAGCUGCAUCCUCCCUCCUCCUGAAGAGCAAGAUGAUAUAUAUCCCAUUCCUCCUCAACUCUUGAAUCAUUGUGUUCUCUGUACGUCUGUUGUUUCCUGGACAAUCUGACAAGAUGGUGUUUUUUAUGGAAAGUGAUGAAGACCAUUGUUAAAAGUUUUGUAAAUUUCACGUACAUUGAUGUCGAUACAUGAUCUGUUUGUAAAUAUUUCACAUGAACUUGUAUAGUUAUCUGAAAUUGUUAUUACAAAAAUGUUUUCAGAAAUGAAGUUUCUGCUAAUUUAUUUACAUAUAUGUCACAUGUGAUAGAAAUGUUUUAUACAGUGAUGAUAGUUUUCCGAUUUAAACAAGACAAUCUCAUUUUUACUCCUAUCAUCAAUUAUAAAAUAUAUAUGUUAAAUCUAUACUACAGAGAACAAUGAAGGCUGAAUUCAUCUGAUGGGUCGCUGUAGACUAGUGUAUUGUAAACAAGUUCAGGCAAAGGGAGAUAACCAUUAUGUGUUAAUCCAAAUCAUUGGCUGUGUAAAUCUGCAAGUUCAUUCAAUCCUUCAUUUAGCAUGCUAGUUCCUAGUUUUCUGGGUUCGAAUCCCAUAUUUGGUAUGAUAGAAGUUAGUGGGUUUGUCAGCACCAUGCCUAGACUAUGGUUUUCACAGAAAGGGCAAACGUCGAAGACCCGCAUUCAGGGUGGUCCUCCUGCAUCAAGCUGGCGUGCUGUGAUGUAACUGAAAUAUUGUUCAAUGCUGUGUUAAACCCAGAUUACUCACUCCAAUAGCAGGCUGUAUAGACCAGAUUACUCGCUCCAAUAGCUAGCUGUAUAGACCAGAUUACUCGCUCCAAUAGCUGGCUGUAUAGACCAGAUUACUCGCUCCAAUAGCUGGCUGUAUAGACCAGAUUACUCGCUCCAAUAGCAGGCUGUAUAGACCAGAUUACUCGCUCCAAUAGCAGGCUGUAUAGACCAGAUUACUCGCUCCAAUAGCAGGCUGUAUAGACCAG